GCUCGCUGAUAGAUGGCCGCUUGGUAUACGGCGGGAGCGAGGAGUCUCUUGGGAGCGAAAGAAACAUUGGAUUUUCCAUCCCCGGCCUGUCGAAAUUGACUCCGAUAACUUUCCAUCCCCUCCUCCCCCGCCGUGGAACGAACGUGGCUGUGUUCCGGUUCUGCCGCUCAGAUUAUGUUUAUUUUGAAAAUUCCUCCAGCAAUCCGUAUCUCAUUAGGCGAAUUGAAGAGCUUAACAAGACUGCUAAUGGAAAUGUGGAAGCAAAAGUGGUGUGCUUCUACAGGAGAAGAGAUAUUUCCAACAGCCUCAUAAUGCUUGCAGAUAAGCAUGCUAAAGAAGUUGAAGAAGAGUCUGAAACUACAAUUGAGGUUGACUUGACUGAUAAACAGAAACAUCAGCUGAAACACAGAGAGCUCUUCCUUUCUCGCCAGUAUGAAUCUCUUCCGGCAACUCACAUCAGGGGAAAAUGCAGCGUUGCACUUCUGAAUGAGACAGAAUCUGUGUUGUCGUAUCUGGAGAAAGAGGAUACUUUUUUUUAUUCAUUGGUGUAUGAUCCAUCACUGAAAACGCUUUUGGCAGACAAAGGAGAAAUCAGAGUGGGGCCCAGAUAUCAAGCAGAUGUGCCUGACAUGCUUGCAGAAGGAGAAUUAGAUGACAGAGAACAGGCAAAGCUGGAAGUAAAAAUAUGGGAUCCAGAUAGCCCCCUUACAGACCGUCAGAUUGACCAGUUUUUAGUUGUAGCACGUGCGGUCGGCACGUUUGCUCGGGCAUUGGACUGCAGUAGUUCUGUCAGGCAACCUAGUCUACACAUGAGCGCGGCUGCUGCUUCCCGAGACAUCACAUUGUUUCAUGCAAUGGAUACAUUGCAUAAACAUAACUAUGAUUUGAGCAGUGCCAUCAGUGUUCUGGUGCCACUUGGAGGACCUGUCUUGUGUAGAGAUGAAAUGGAAGAAUGGUCAGCAUCAGAAGCCAGUUUGUUUGAAGAGGCAUUGGAAAAAUAUGGAAAGGACUUCAACGAUAUUCGACAAGACUUUCUCCCUUGGAAGUCGCUGACUAGUAUCAUCGAAUAUUACUACAUGUGGAAAACUACUGACAGAUAUGUGCAGCAGAAACGUCUGAAAGCGGCUGAAGCAGAAAGUAAAUUGAAACAAGUAUACAUCCCCACCUACAAUAAACCAAAUCCCAAUCAAAUAUCCAGCAACAAUGGGAAACCUGCUACGGUCAAUGGAGCAAUGGGAGCCUCUUACCAGGCACAGGCCUCACUAAUAGGGAGGGCUUGUGAAAGCUGCUAUACUUCACAAUCUCACCAGUGGUACUCUUGGGGUCCUCCUAAUAUGCAGUGUAGAUUGUGUGCUUCUUGUUGGAUUUAUUGGAAGAAAUACGGUGGCCUGAAAAUGCCCACACAGACAGAUGAAGAUAAACUCUCUUCCAGCCAACCUGCAGAGGAAUCCCAUGUUAGAACUCAUAUGUCCCGGCAGGCCACACAAGGAACUCCAGUUCGUAACACUGGAAGUCCAAAGUCAGCUGUGAAAACACGCCAAGCUUUCUUUCUUCACACAACGUGCUGGACAAAACUUGCCCGUCAGGUCUGCAAAAAUACCCUUCGGCUGCGGCAGGCAGCAAGACGUCCCUUUGUUCCUAUUAACUGUGCUGCCAUUAAGGCAGAAUAUGCAGAUCGGCAUUAUGAAAUUGCUGGAAAUCCUCUGAAGAUCAAAAGCACCAGAAAACCGCUGUCAUGUAUCAUUGGGUAUUUAGAGAUUCACCCUGCAGCGAAAUCCAAUGUAAUCAGAUCAACACCAAGCCUUCAAAGUCCAAGUACAAAACGACUGCUUGCACCCUCCAAUCACUCUUCACUAAGUAUUUUAGGAAAAAGGAACUACAGCCAUCAUAAUGGCCUUGAUGAAUCAUCCAGCCACUCUACAAGAACGAUAAUGCAUGCUGCUCCCCGUGUUCAUAUAACUAAUGGUAAGGCCUUGCAAGCCAGUGCAAGUACCAUUAAGACAAGCGCCAUUCCAGUGAUAAAGAGACAGCGGCAAAAUUGGCUUGAUGCUUCAGAUGAUGGUUUCUUUAUAGCCACGGAAGAGACCAGCACUGAAGCAGUUAGAAACCUUCUCACGCUGAGGUGCUGUGAUGCGGAAUCCCUAUCAGGAAUACAGAAAAAAAAUCCGUAAGAAGUUUACCAAGUUGCAGCUGAAAAGAGCUUCCAGAACACCUUGUUCUCCAAUUCUUGUGAAGACAAAAUCUCUCAUGAACAAUAGGCAGGCACGAAUAGAGCCGAGAGCCAUCACGCACUGAAGACACAACAGCAUCAGCAACAUAAUUAUGUUAAAAUCUUGUUUAAUUGUGAACACAGAUACAGCGUGACCUUCCACAUCUUCAGGACCUAUAUGGACACUGUGGCUGGGUUCUGUGUUCUGGUCAGGAUCCAACAGUAGCCCUUGUUCUCCUUUGUCUCUGUAAGGGCUACUUAAGGUUUGCUGUGCAGGCCUAUUGAUGAUUGUCCUGCUAUCUCCCCCCCUUGCCCUCAUCACACUUGGAUGGUCAGAGAGGGACUAUUCAUACUGACCGCAAGGAAGAGAUAUGGAUGCAGUGUACCCCCACAAUUUUGUCUAUGCCUUCUAGUGGUGUGAUACAAAAAUAAGCACCUUUAAAAACAAUUGCAGUGUCUUUGUAACAGGAUUUAGCCUAUAGGAGUCAGCAUCUUCAAAAAGUGCUGCAGACUUCAAACGUUUGAAUUUUUUAAUAUUGGCUUGAAUCACUUUGGAUUUGAUUUUCUGAUCUGCUGAGCAACCAGAGGUAAAAUGAAGAGUUGUUCAGCACUUCUGAAACUUGGACCGAAUUAGGUAGUGCUCAGAAUUAGUGGCCCAUUUUAAAAUGCUGACCAUAUUAACUUUGGUUAAAAUCCUAGAAAGUAUCAUGUGUGGACAUGACCAUCUGACUGGUAUGGUUAUCUAUAUAUUUGCAAGCAUCCACCUAUUUGUUUGGGGAUUUUUAGCAUUUCUUGAAGUCUAUUUUGAACAGUCAAAGCCAGCAGAAUGCCAUUCCCGGGAAAACAUGAGGAAAUAAGGGUAUUUCCUAUUAGCAAUGACUCUCCGCUAAAUAAUUACUACAUUUUAAUACAUAUGGACAAGAAAGUUGUCUUGCUGCAGAAUGCUUUGAAAUUCAUACUUGUAAGGCUACAGGUGGAGACUUACCAUGGAGAGAUGAUGUGCCUUUUGUAACUACUUGUAGGAAGCUGUCAGUCCCCCUAAAAGUGGGAAUGGCAACAGAGACAGGUCUUUUUUCUACUCAGGUACUUACAGGUGAAUAAUCUCUGCCCUACUUUGAGAUCGAGAGGCAAGCAGUGUGUAGCACUGCUGUGUAAACCUAAGCUGAGAUAUACUGAUUAUCUUAAGCAAGUUAUGUCUUUCAAUAGAUUUUGUUUCCAUAUGGCUUUUAACAGAUAGUCAGACACUGAACGCAUCACCAUAAGCUGGAAUAAACUUCAAGAUGUUUUUUCUAGUUCUUUACUAGGUAACUCUAGCGGCACUGUAUUAUCUGGCUAUGGAUAUGCCCAGCUCUGUGGUUAGAAAGAUGAAGGUGUAAGUAGUAUCUCGUAACUCUUGGUGAUUCCCCCCCUUCCCCUUCCUGAAAUAUACACCCCACGCUACUUACAGUUUCAGUCUGAAAGAUCAUCUGUGAUACCAGCCUGUAACUAGCCAUGCUGACCAUGUCAGAUUUUGAACACUUGAGACAGUCACCCAGACGCUUCCUCGAGAAAGAAAGCACACUGACCUUCUGAAGGAAGUUGAUUUUACAGAGUGACGGAUCCAGGUCUUGUCCACUGUCCUUCACCAGCAAGCGGAGGGUGAGUAAGGAGAAGAGAUUUGGACCUGAAAUGUUUCUAGUACCCUGAGCACCCUACCGAAUGUCACUGAUUGGGAAUCAAUUGGAGAAGACCUGGGAUUCAUCCGCUUACAGAUUUUUUUCCAGGAGCCACUGAAGUGUGCAGCCCUGGGAUUCUCUUCUAUCCACACGAUCUGCUUUUUCCUCACAACAGGAGAGUAUUUCAUCAGAUACUGAACAGCCACAACCCAUUCUUAUUAGAAAGAAUUGCCUUUAUUAACUGCGACAUAUGGAAACACCUUCUGCAUAAUAGCUUUCUCACUCAUUAAAAUAAAGAAAGCAUGAUUAUUCAGCAAUCUAUUUGACUGAAAGUAUGAAAAACAUAAGCAGAAAGUGCUUUGCCUCCCUCAGGCACCCCUGAAACCACACACAACAGACUCAUUUUCAAAGUGUCUUUUGCUGUAAGGUGAUGGAUAUCUUUUUUUACCCUGCCUUAUUAAGCCUGUACUCGAAUUAUUUCAGUCAGUGUGCUACAGUGUCUAGCCAGUAUUUUGUAAAAUCCUCGUGUGCUUCUGCCUUUGACAAAAGUAUUAGUAUUUGUAACAGUCCCUUGUGACAUCUUUUUUUUUUCUUUCCCUCUGAGGAGUGAGAGAUUCAUAACGACUCCCUGUCAUGCAGCUUGAUGCAACUUAACAUAUUCUGCAUCAAGCAUCCAAGGUAAGGAAGAGUUCUCCCUUGCAGCUUCAAGCCAAGGGAAUUCAUCAGGAAGCAGUAGAAGUAAUGCUGUGACCCUGCCUGGCAGAGUUGUGCCACUGGUCACAAUAGCCAACAGCCAACACUUGCAGAGGUUUAACGCAGUGGAGACUGUUCACUGAUAUAACACUGAUAUAACCAUCCUCAAACUGCUUUGCAUGCAGCUGCAUGGAGACCUUCCUUCCUCUAAAAUGCACACAGUGCACAGAGAAACUGCACGCCGCGUAUCGCACCUUUGUCUUUACAUGCUCUCUCUCAAUCUUACCCUUCCUGUGAGAUGUUCUCCAGGGAUGGAUACAGAAUUUACCUGUGAAUUUCAACAGAAAGCAAUGAUGGAAGAUUAGGUGAAAAUAUGUUCCUGCUUCUUUUGACUUCUGUAGAAAUUGUGACAGUUCUUUCUGCAGCAUCUCGCAAUUCCAUGCUGUCUGUUGAGUUGAAUUUUGUUUUUUUUUUCCCGCUGACCUUGAGCGAAGAUGGCACAUUUCUGUGUAAGUUAUAACAGUACUGUUUUUAUCAAGCUUCUCAAACUAGUUAUUUUAAACCUAGCUAACAUAUCUCAGUCAUCAACAAUGACACUGAGUAUAAACAUAUGCCUCAGAAGCAAGGACAAGACAUUUGGUUCUUAACAUGGAUGUGAGCAAGGAAAUCUCGGCAGCUUCAGUACUGUGUUUGCAAUAUGAUUUAUUUUCUUGUUAGCUAAAUAAGAAAGCUAUCUGAAAAACCACGUCUCCCUUUACAACUACAGAGUUCAAAAACCAUGCAAAAUACAUGCUCAUUUUUUUGUCCAGAGGUCUCAUAUAAAGAGGAAGAAGAUUUUGUUAAAAUUCAAAUGUCCAUGUUACCAAUUUCAAGUAUGUAGCUAAUCUGCAGUCUUGAAAUAUUUAGUAUAUUUUUUCAGAUUAUUUUUCGAGGUUAUGACUUGGUCAAGGAAGCUUUGGUUAUGUAGGAUGGAAAAAUGAGAUCUGGGAAUACUUGAAAUACAUUGGCGACAUUCCGACUACAUUCUGAAUUGGUUUUUUAUUUUGAUCAAAAGCAAAUAUUUGUUUCUGUAGUUCAAAACUUACAGCAUGGUACAAGAAAAUGGGGAUUAAAAAUGAAAAGAGUGAAUGAGUAGAAAAAGAAUGAACCAGAGUCGGCACUUACAAGAUGCACACCCUUUAUUAAACUGAAGCAAGCCUUUUGUUUUUCAUAAAUAUCAUUUUAACCUAGGCACUUUCCUAAUUAUAAAGUUACAGAUAAAAUGGAAUGGCUGCGUAGUAGUUUCUGGUAUAGUCACAGCAUUAUAUCCUACAGCCUUGUGUAGAGAACAAUUAUACUCCUUCAGAAGUAUUAUAUUGCAAAAUACAAUAUAGUAGACACAGUGCAUUUGUAUAUGUGCAAUGCUGUGGUAAUGGAAGUCUGUUAGAAUCCUCUGGAAAUGUCAGCAAAAAUAUUUUUGUUUUACAUUUCUUCUUGAAGGUCUUUUAUGUAAACCCGUGUCUUCAUAAACCAGAGUGGGUGUCAAAAGUUUAUAUAACUGCAGAGUGGAAUUUUUUGGAGUAAGUCAGGACUUUUUUAUUCAAAUGUUGCAUGUAGAGGGAGGAAACCUAAUUUUGGAAUACAUGAGUUUUGGGUAAGAGUUUUCAGAUUGUACUAUGCAAUGAUCAACACAGAUUUGCAGAGUAUGCUCCUGUUGCUCAUAAAGGCUUAACAGUUGUUACUGAAAUACAGUAUUGAAAAUUAAAAAGAGAAGCAUAAAAAGCUGUCAUUUUUAGAAUUCUUUAAAUUCUUUAGAUUGCAAGUGAAUUUCUCAAAGGAAUGGUAAAACUGGGAGGAUCAAUGCUGAAUAUUUGAGGAUGUGGAGCACCUUAGAAUGAAAUAUAUUA
This is a messenger RNA of Centrocercus urophasianus (Greater sage-grouse), 6443 nucleotides long. RefSeq names its product metastasis associated 1 family member 3 (gene MTA3). Lineage: Eukaryota; Metazoa; Chordata; Aves; Galliformes; Phasianidae. Bases 312 to 2171 code for a protein of 619 amino acids. The transcript is spliced from 21 exons. Gene Ontology annotation, molecular function: transcription corepressor activity; transcription coactivator activity; histone deacetylase binding. The record is from RefSeq and is a predicted model, not a curated record. Gene Ontology annotation, cellular component: NuRD complex; nucleoplasm. Gene Ontology annotation, biological process: negative regulation of transcription by RNA polymerase II.